This is a messenger RNA of Oryzias latipes (Japanese medaka), 702 nucleotides long. RefSeq names its product hairy-related 13 (gene her13). Gene Ontology annotation, molecular function: protein dimerization activity; DNA binding. NCBI's taxonomy places the organism in Eukaryota, Metazoa, Chordata, Actinopteri, Beloniformes, Adrianichthyidae. The record is from RefSeq and is marked provisional. Gene Ontology annotation, biological process: regulation of DNA-templated transcription.
AUGGCCCCGUCGGUCCAGCCCAGCAGCAGCAGCAGCAGCAGCAGCGACGUGUGCACGGAGGAUGACGAGCCCUACGGGAUCCAGAGAGCAGACAGAAAGGUCAGGAAACCUCUGGUGGAGAAGAAGAGGCGCGCUCGCAUCAACGAGAGCUUGCAGGAGCUGCGGACGCUGCUCGCGGACGCAGACUUUAACUCGAAGAUGGAGAACGCAGAGGUUCUGGAGGUGACGGUGAAGAAGGUGGAGGACAUCCUGAAGAGCCGGAGCCAAGAGAAGGACGCUCUGAACCGGGAGGCCAGUGAGAGGUUUGCAGCCGGCUACAUCCAGUGCAUGCACGAGGUCCACACGUUCGUGACCAGCUGUCCGGGGAUCGACGCAGCAGUGGCGGCCGAGCUUCUCAACCAUCUGCUGGAGUGCAUGCCGCUGAACGAGGACCACCUGCAGGACGUGCUGAUGGACCUGAUCACGGACACGUCCGCCUGCAACAGCAGCACUCUGGCUUCCCCAGGAGGAGGCAGCCUCUCCGGCUGUGAGGCGUCGGCCCUCUCUCCGGCCACGUCCCCGUCCAGCGAGGACUCGUGCUCGGACCUGGACGAGGUCGACGGCGAGCACCACCAGAGCUCCACAGAGGUGGCUGCUGGGAGCCGAGGGGGUCUGAGCAUGCCCACCGUGGCCUAUCCUCGCUUCAUGUGGAGACCUUGGUAG